This is a messenger RNA of Plasmopara halstedii, 165 nucleotides long. RefSeq lists its product as uncharacterized. Lineage: Eukaryota; Oomycota; Peronosporomycetes; Peronosporales; Peronosporaceae. The transcript has 2 exons. The coding region runs from base 1 to 165 and encodes 54 amino acids. The record is from RefSeq and is a predicted model, not a curated record.
AUGAUCGUUUCAAUGUUAGGAUUAGAACCCACUAGCCCACUACUUUAUUUGGUUUGGACAGCCAGAAAAAACCCGAGGCAAUUUCAACUGGCUAUUCUUAUGAAAAUACGAGCCCUGGUCACAGACAUUUUACUUGACGUGAAAACGUCGAUGUCUCGAGAGUGA